UGGACGUGGCAAAGAAUUGAUGCGCCCUUUUAGCUGACUUCGCUCAUAUUAAAAACGGGCGAUUUGUUGCGCCCCGACCGACACCGAAUCAAAUAUUUGCUCGAAAAUACUGGGGAAAAUAUUCCGACUCUUGCAGCGUUUGUGAACGAUGCCUCGAAGAAAGCGGACCGCCGGCAGCAGCUCGGACGGAACGGAGGACUCGGAUUUUUCCGCCGACCUCGAGCAAGCCGAAACUGCCGAGAGCGCGCGUCGGCGCACGAGCGCGCGCCUCACCCGCACGUCACUGCGCCUCAGCCAGAAUUCGCGAGACAGCUGCACUUCUCCUGCAGCUGUGAGUCCUGAGGAAGCUCCUGAUGUAGCAGCAGAAGCAGCUGCGUCUGUCUUCACUUCCGGGCGCAGGGUCACCCGCAGCCAGCAGGGGGCAGCAAACACCGCAGCCAAAAAGUACCCACUGCGCCAAAGCAGGUCGUCCGGUUCUGACACUGAAACUAACGGCCUGAAGCGGUCAGGGGACCACGACGAGUCCCCUCCACGCACCCCCACAGGAAACGCCCAUUCCUCCGAGUCGGACAUCGACCUCUCCAGCCCGGGCAACGACCACGCGCCGUCCAUCAACGACAUCAUCGUUUCGCAGGAAGAGGACGAGCGCCUGGCCAAGGAGCUGUCGCUGAAAGAGGCGGCGGAGCACGACCUCUCACACCGGCCCAAACGGCGGCGCUUCCACGAGAGCUACAACUUCAACAUGAAGUGCCCCACGCCGGGGUGCAACUCUCUGGGUCACCUGACUGGGAGACACGAGAGACAUUUCUCCAUAUCAGGCUGUCCUCUCUACCACAACCUGUCUGUGGACGAGUGCAAGGGCAAAGCCUCGACGCGUGACAAACAGGCAAGCGAGGAGCGGACGCUGUCGCACCGCCAGGACGAGAACAGACACUCCACCAGGAGCCAGGCGCCCUCGGAACGCCAGCUCAACUACAAGGAGAAGGUGAGCGACCUGCGGAGGAAGAGGAACACCGGCCUCAACAAGGAGCAGAAGGAAAAGCACAUGGUGAGCCGGCGCCAGAGCGCUUUGGUCUGCCACUGUUGGCCAGCUGAUCAGUGGUGGUGGGUGCGUCUCCUCUGGCAGGAUCACCGGCAGACCCACGGGAGCAGCCGCGAGCCGCUGCUGGAGAACAUCACCAGCGACUACGACCUGGAGCUGUUCAGGAAAGCGCAGGCACGUGCCUCGGAAGACCUUGAGAAGCUGCGUCUGGCCGGUCAGGUGUCCGAGGGCAGCAACAUGAUCAAGACCAUCGUGUUCGGCCGCUAUGAACUGGACACGUGGUACCACUCGCCGUAUCCGGAGGAGUACGCCCGGCUCGGGAGGCUCUACAUGUGCGAGUUCUGCCUCAAGUACAUGAAGAGCCAGACCAUCCUGCGGCGCCACAUGGCCAAGUGUGUGUGGAAGCACCCCCCUGGGGAUGAAAUCUACCGGAAGACCAACAUCUCCGUGUUUGAGGUGGACGGAAAGAAGAACAAGAUCUACUGCCAGAACCUGUGCCUGCUGGCCAAACUCUUCCUGGACCACAAGACUCUCUACUACGACGUGGAGCCCUUUCUGUUCUACGUCAUGACAGAAGCCGACAACACGGGCUGCCAUCUGGUGGGCUACUUCUCCAAGGAGAAGAACUCCUUCCUGAACUACAACGUGUCCUGCAUCCUCACCAUGCCUCAGUACAUGAGGCAGGGCUUCGGCAAGAUGCUCAUCGACUUCAGCUACCUGCUGUCCAAGGUGGAGGAGAAGGUGGGCUCCCCGGAGCGCCCCCUGUCUGACCUGGGCCUCAUCAGCUACCGCAGCUACUGGAAGGAGGUUCUGCUCAGAUACCUGAACGACUUCCAGGGGAAGGAGAUCUCCAUCAAAGAGAUCAGCCAAGAGACGGCGGUCAACCCGGUGGACAUCGUCAGCACGCUGCAGUCGCUGCAGAUGCUGAAGUACUGGAAGGGAAAACAUCUGGUUCUGAAGAGACAGGAUCUCAUCGAUGACUGGAAGGCCAAGGAGAGCAGACGCGGCAACAACAAGACCAUCGACCCCACCGCCUUAAAGUGGACGCCACCUAAAGGGACGUAGAGGAACUGCGCAGACGCUCAACACACCUGGUCCUGGUCUUCACACUGGCAUGAGCGCACAGACACACACACAAAAAGGCACACUCCAUGUCGAUGAGCUUCACCGCUGUCCCAACACUGAUCUGAGUUCAGCAGUCAAGGCCAGAGUCACAGCAGUGGCAUCAUCAUGCUGAGGUGGCUUAGCUCUGCCCACAAUCAAGGACACGCCCACUUUAAAGUCCUUGACUGAAAAAAGAUUUUUAAAAUGUAAUGUCACAAAAAUGUACGAAUUUUGUUUUAUUUAUUUUAGUCAGACAAAAUGAAAAGAAUAUUUUUAACGUUUCACAGCGUCUUGUGAGUUCAAAUUCUGUUUCAGAAGUUAAAAAAGUUGAUGGAAAUGACACAAGAUCAUAUUCCACCACGGUUUUGUUGUUCAACUUUUUUUUCAUUUAUAACUUUGUUCCACCAAAGUCGGUUCAGUGGCACUGGUUUUCUUGGACCCCAUCACAAAUCUGAUCCCCAACCAGGCCUGAGCCGAGUCGGUGUGGACACACACACACACACCAGCUGGCUCUGAGGCAACAAAGGUUUGGCCUGGGAACUGCAGUUUCUAAAAAUACUGUAGCUGAAAUUCUCAUCUGAACUGUGACUGAAACUGAGAAUAUUCCAUUUAAAUUAUGUUGGAAAAAAAUGAAAUGAAAUGUUGUCCCUAUACGUUGAUUGUGCUGAGACUCUCUGUCUCCAGCCAGGAGAUAUGGCGACACACACUCAUGCGGAGACACAUGAACUAGAAUCAUACCCCGAGUCAAGCAACAAAACUCGUGAGUAUGAGCUCAUUAACUCCAGAAAGACUCACUCCAGGAUUCGUGCAUCUCACUCUGCGUCCUCUUGGAGCACAUUUGUCGGACUCGUUCAGUCAAGGCGGCGAGUCACAAACAUGUCUCCCUGCUGUCCGACUCACACAGGACCCACCCAGAACUUUCUUGUGGCACAGUCAAUCAUGUGAGAGCCAACUCUGAUCCUGGACCAGUCCGAUGUUCCUCAGUCUGUCCUGCAUGAGCCAGGACCGGUCCACUCAGCUGAGCGUCCUGUUUGCCCUGGCUCUGACUGUCUGUACAAUCUAAACACACAGAUAUUCCCCGGAGAGUCAAAGCUGCCGCCGGCCUUGUUAGAGUCCAAAAGGGAUCCGUUUCAAUCCUUGUGUUUUUGUGUUUUAUAUCGCCUGUAUUUGUGUCCCCCCAGCCCCCCCCCAAAAAAAGUUGCCCGCGACGCUGCGCAGGCUCUGUCGUUGGAACAUGUCUUUUGUAUUUUUUAUUUCUACCUCUAAGGUCGUGACCCGUUCAGAGUUGAAAUUGUGCUCUCUCCAAACAACACACCAGGCUUCCUCCGUUGUGUUUGCAGCCGGGGUGUGAGCAUGGUGACGAUGCUGCCUUGCUAACACUGUAUCACUGCGACACUGGCGAAGCUACAGUUUCAUUUGAGGAGCUUGCGCUUUGUGUCACUAACGCUCAUUUAUAUUCAAUCACUUCAUCCGCUGCGUAAAAAAAAGCAUUUUAACUAGUCGUCUUCUGUGUGAAUAGAGAUAUUUAUCGGACUUGUGUCACGGUUCGGUGUUGAUACAUUAGUUCAGACAGUUUGACAGGAAACAGCUGAGAACUGAAGCGCACAAACACAGAACUGGACGGGUGGUGGCGCUGCUUUUCACACUCCCCUCAUGUCUACUCACACUCCUCAGUUUUGUCCUGGUGAGCGUCACCCUGCAAGGGUUCAAAUCCCGGGCACAAGUUACAUUUCAGCUCCGCUUGUUUACUGGUUAGCGUCCAACAUUUCAAGCCGUUUCGCCUGAGACAACGUGGCCUUCUUCUCACCUUUGUUUGUAGCAGAGUUUUUCUAUAUUUUCAAAGCCUUUGUUUAAUUUAUCGCUGUCUUUGUGUUGGAAUCAUUUUCUAAUCUUGCGUUGUGUGUUGCCGCACCGACUGGUAGAAUGGAAAUAAAUGAACUCACUUGAUGAUCGGACUGAUUUGAUUCACUUGCGAAAGUCGCAUGAUAUGGUCACCAGCGAGGAUCAGAGGUGGUUCAAUACCUGUGAUAAACAGUGCGUUAAACUCCAUUUUGAAUUGAAAGUUAAAUUUGAUUUGCUUAUUUUAUUUGAUAUUAACUAUAUUUAGAAUUUAAAAUGUGGGUUUUUAUAAGUUUAAAGAUGGUUCUGGAAAUGGCUGAAGACAAAGUCAACAUAGCAACAAUGACGCUGUCAAUUGAAGAGCAGGUCUGUGCAGGUAGCGAUUGAUUCGUCACCUGAACACACACAUCCAUCCAUGUCAGCAGUCUGUUGAAGCGUCACCAGAGCUUUGUGGUGAUCACGACAAUGAGGUUCACCACAGCAACACUGGAGUCUGGCAGAAGCUUGUGAGGAUCAGCUGUUAACAAGGAUAGUCUG
Molecule: messenger RNA, 4522 nt
Organism: Synchiropus splendidus (mandarinfish)
Lineage: Eukaryota; Metazoa; Chordata; Actinopteri; Syngnathiformes; Callionymidae
Product: histone acetyltransferase KAT7-like
Exons: 14
Coding region: 149-2107 (652 amino acids)
Biological process (GO): regulation of DNA-templated transcription
Cellular component (GO): nucleus
Molecular function (GO): zinc ion binding; histone acetyltransferase activity
Source: RefSeq, a predicted model, not a curated record